AACAGCUUUCCUUUAUUUCUAUUUAUUUUAUUUUCUAGAAAAUUGCAUUCAGAUAAGGACUUGUGCUUGUACUGGUAGUAAAUACUCAGCUCUCUUUCGCAAAUACUCGGCUCCUCUUCUCUGCAUUUUCAGAGAAGUGUCUUUAAUUUCCCAGAACCUGUUCUUCCUUUAAAGACCCUUGUUGCUCAUUCUCUCUCUCUCCCCUUCUCUGACCGCAAACACAAACAAUUUUUCCUUUCCUUUCUUGGUUUUAGAGAGGCCCAGCAAAAGCGUUCGACGUUUAGCACCAAAAACGACUCUAGACAGUGCCAACCUGUUCGACCUUUAACUCUCUGCUGCUCGACCAACGUCACUCGUGUCUGUCAUUUCCUUUUCCCUCUCUCUCUCCUCUCCUCUCUGUGUUGUGCCGUGGUUUCCACCCAUUAUUGGGAUGUUUUUUUUCAAAUUCUUUGGUGGUGGUGUUACACGAGGCCUGGGUUUGAGUUCAUUAAUGGCAUUGACAUAGGCCCUUUUUUUUUUAUUUCUUUUUCAUUUUUUUUGUUUUGGUUUUUUUCUUUGGUGGUUUUUCAAGGAUUGAGCUUAGUUUGUAAUGGGUACGACGGGGUUGGCUUAGAAGAUGCUUGGUGUUAAAGAAUUUAUAAUGGGUUGGUGACAGUGGACCUGUUUUUUUCAGUCUUUUCCCUUCGUUAUCUUCAACACCAAGCCUUUUUGUUGUUUCUCUCAUUCGUUUGAGUUUUGUACUAAAUCAAACAUUAGGACGCAGAGAGAGCGGUCGCAAUUUUAUCCUCUGAUUUGGGAAAAAACCCGGAGUGAUUCUAGUCUAAGUUUUCCCUUGAAAGACUUGCUAAGGUUUUAGAAGUAAAUGCAUGGAUCGAAGGGAUCCUAUGGCGUUAUCUGGUUCCGCCUCUUACUAUACACAGAGAGGAAUAGUUGUCUCUGGCUCAGGAGCACAGCCUGAGUUACAUGGAUCGGCUGGCAUUCAUCCCUUGUCCAAUCCCAAUGUUUCGUUCCAGUCAAAUAUGGGAGGCAGUACUAUGGGAUCGACAUUACCGGUAGAGCCUUCAUCAGGAAUCUCGUCCCAUGGUGUCAAUGUGGGUGGUACACCAAUGGUGGUGCCAUCAUCAGGUGAGCCUGUGAAAAGGAAAAGGGGAAGGCCUCGAAAAUACGGGCCUGACGGGUCUGUCUCAUUGGCAUUGUCGCCUGCGCCUGCUACCAAUCCUGGAGUUGUAACAACGACCCCUAAGCGUAGUAGAGGGCGGCCGCCAGGGACUGGGAAGAAGCAACAAUUAGCUUCUCUUGGUGAAUGGCUGUCUGGUUCUGCUGGGAUGGGUUUUACUCCACAUAUUAUCACCAUUGCAAUAGGAGAAGACAUUGCAACAAAAAUAAUGUCAUUCUCGCAGCAGGGGCCAAGGGCUGUGUGCAUCUUGUCGGCCAAUGGCGCUGUCUCUACAGUGACUCUUCGUCAACCUUCAACUUCUGGUGGCACAGUAACAUAUGAGGGACGAUUUGAGAUAAUUUGUCUGUCAGGCUCUUACUUGGUUACUGAUAGUGGUGGCUCCCGGAACCGAAGUGGAGGUCUUAGUGUCUCUCUUGCUAGUCCCGAUGGCCGUGUCAUAGGUGGAGGAGUCGGAGGAAUGCUCAUUGCAGCAAGCCCUGUGCAGGUAAUAGUGGGAAGCUUCUUAUGGGGUGGUUCAAAGACAAAGAACCGCAAAAGACAGGAACCGAUAGAAGCUCCAACAGAUUCGGAUCAUCAAGAAGCUGACAACCCACUUGCAAUGAAUAGCAUUCCACAAAAUCAAAAUCUAACACCAACUUCUUCGGUGGGUGUCUGGCCAGCGUCUCGGGCACUGGACAUGCGCAACGCCCAUGUCGAUAUCGAUUUGAUGCGUGGGUAACAGUUUUUUCAAUUCACAAUGAGCAUUGUGUAUAUAAUCUUCAGUUUGAUGAGUAGCCGAACCUAUUUUUCCUGGGGAUUACUGAUGACAAAUAUGACAGAAGCGAGCUGAUUCUUGGCUUUUUGAUUUUAUUUUUUUUAAAUCUAACUUCAUUUUGCCCAUGAUGGACAAUGGGGAUGUACUCAUAUUUUUCUAGUUUAAUGGAAUUUUAAUUUGAAAGGUGUAGCA
This is a messenger RNA of Morus notabilis, 2123 nucleotides long. RefSeq names its product AT-hook motif nuclear-localized protein 9. NCBI's taxonomy places the organism in Eukaryota, Viridiplantae, Streptophyta, Magnoliopsida, Rosales, Moraceae. The record is from RefSeq and is a predicted model, not a curated record. Bases 867 to 1895 code for a protein of 342 amino acids. Gene Ontology annotation, molecular function: minor groove of adenine-thymine-rich DNA binding. The transcript has 6 exons.